Orcinus orca (killer whale) is the source of this 2529-nucleotide messenger RNA. RefSeq names its product copine 2 (gene CPNE2). Gene Ontology annotation, cellular component: plasma membrane. Gene Ontology annotation, biological process: cellular response to calcium ion. The record is from RefSeq and is a predicted model, not a curated record. Gene Ontology annotation, molecular function: calcium-dependent phospholipid binding. The transcript is spliced from 15 exons. The coding region runs from base 178 to 1557 and encodes 459 amino acids. Lineage: Eukaryota; Metazoa; Chordata; Mammalia; Artiodactyla; Delphinidae.
GAGCUGGCCAUGGCCGCGGGGGCAGCGCCCUGAGCCUGUCCCGCGCCCGCGGGCCCAGCCGAGCAGGGGAGCUCCCGGGGAUGCCCCGGUGGCCCGGAGUGCGGGGAGCGGCAGCCGCGCGGUGAGGGUAGCGGGACCCGAGACUGCGAGGAGCUGCUGCCGCCGUUUCCGACCCCCAUGGCCUACAUGCCGGGUGGAGGUGCCCCAGCACCAGGGGUGGCCCCCGUGGGCUCCCAGUACUGCGUGUGCAAGGUGGAGUUGUCAGUGAGCGGCCAGAACCUGCUGGACCGGGACGUCACCUCUAAGUCCGACCCCUUCUGUGUCCUCUUCACAGAGAAUAAUGGCAGGUGGAGCGAGUAUGACAGGACAGAAACUGCAGUCAACAACCUCAACCCCGCUUUCUCCAAGAAGUUCGUCCUUGACUACCAUUUUGAGGAGGUGCAGAAGCUCAAGUUUGCCCUGUUUGACCAGGACAAGUCCAGCACGCAGCUCGAGGAGCAUGAUUUCCUGGGCCAGUUCUCCUGCAGCCUGGGCACGAUCGUCUCCAGCAAGAAGAUCACUCAGCCUCUGCUGCUGAUGAAUGACAAGCCUGCGGGGAAGGGCCUGAUUACGAUUGCUGCCCAGGAGCUUUCAGACAAUCGGGUCAUCACGCUGAGCCUGGUGGGCAGGAAGCUGGACAAGAAGGACCUCUUUGGGAAGUCAGACCCAUUUCUCGAGUUUUAUAAACCAGGAGGUGAUGGCAAGUGGAUGCUGGUCCACAGGACUGAGGUGAUCAAGUACACUCUGGACCCUGUGUGGAAGCCAUUCACUGUGCCAUUGGUGUCCCUGUGUGAUGGGGACGUGGAGAAGCCCAUUCAGGUUAUGUGCUAUGACUAUGACAACGACGGGGGCCAUGACUUCAUCGGUGAGUUCCAGACCUCGGUGUCACAGAUGUGUGAGGCUCGUGACGGCAUCCCGCGGGAGUUUGAGUGUAUCAACCCCAAGAAGAAGAAGAAGAAGAAGAACUAUAAAAACUCGGGCAUCAUUAUCCUGCGUUCCUGCAAGAUAAACCGGGACUACUCCUUCCUGGACUACAUCCUGGGAGGCUGCCAGCUCAUGUUCACUGUUGGGAUAGACUUCACAGCCUCCAAUGGAAAUCCCCUCGACCCUUCCUCUUUGCACUAUAUCAACCCCAUGGGCACCAAUGAAUAUUUGUCAGCCAUCUGGGCUGUUGGGCAGAUCAUUCAGGACUAUGACAGUGAUAAGAUGUUUCCAGCUCUUGGCUUUGGGGCGCAGUUACCCCCAGACUGGAAGGUCUCCCAUGAGUUUGCCAUCAACUUUAACCCCACCAACCCCUUCUGCUCAGGCGUGGACGGCAUCGCCCAGGCAUAUUCGGCUUGCCUGCCCCACAUCCGCUUCUACGGUCCCACCAAUUUCUCUCCUAUCGUCAACCACGUGGCCCGGUUUGCGGCCCAAGCCACGCAGCAGCAGACAGCCAUGGGGACACGGGUUCGAGCCCUGGUCCGGGAAGACCCCACAUGCCAUGGAGCAGCUGGGCCCGUGAGCCACAAUUACUGAACUUGCGCAUCUGGAGCCUGUGCUCUGCAACAAGAGAGGCCGCGACAGUGAGAGGCCCGCGCACCGCGAUGAAGAGUGGCCCCCGCUCGCUGCAACUAGAGAAAGCUCUCGCACAGAAACGAAGACCCAACACAGCAAAAAUAAAUAAGUAAAUAAACUCCUAGCCCCAACAUCUUCUUUAAAAAAAAAAAAAAAACCAAUACCCUUUCCACUGUGACUGAUGCUGUGUCUGGGGUGUGCCUCCAGGUCUGCUUGUUGCCAGCAGAGUCCCACAAUCCCAGAAGCACUGACCUAGAUGAUCUGCUUAGCUCCUGCAAGGGGUCUCUGAGGCCGGCUGUGGUAAUGGGGAACGAGCAGCAUCACAGGUGUUCACGUGAAGGUGGAGCAGAGAAGGGGAGGCUGCUCCCAGAGUCCACAAGCCAGAAUGCAUAUUCCUCACCAGCCGUGGGCCUCACUCUGCCACAGAUGCAGCUGUCGAUUACCGAGCCAGCGUGGUCUCUCUGAGAGGUGCAGGAAUUCCCACUUUGCAGACGAAGGAACUGAGGCACGGCGAGUUGAGUCAGUUGCCCAGAGUCCCACUGUGUAGCCACUGUCAGAGCCAGGCCUGGAGUCUGGGGCUCUCAAACCCCCAAGCUGGGGAGUCUGACAUUACACAGGGCAGGAGGAAGAGAGCAGUUUGUGCUUCCAGCUGUGACGGAGGAGAGGCCUACAGGGCCCAAGCACUGAAAGGUGGCUGCCUAGGGAGGUGGCUAGGGUUCAGCAACAGCUCGGGGAGACGAGCCACCUUCCUCCCAGGGGUCAGAGGGUUUGGGGAGAUUGGGAAAGGACGGAGGGGAAGGGUGGCCAGGGGCCGAGGGCUGUGCUGAGCGCCUGUUGACCCCCUCCACAGCAAUACUUCAUCCUCCUUAUCAUCACGGACGGUGUCAUCAGCGACAUGGAGGAGACGCGGCACGCCGUGGUGCAGGCCUCCAA